This is a messenger RNA of Dissoconium aciculare CBS 342.82, 711 nucleotides long. Its product is annotated as HAD-like protein. NCBI's taxonomy places the organism in Eukaryota, Fungi, Ascomycota, Dothideomycetes, Mycosphaerellales, Dissoconiaceae. The transcript has a single exon. The record is from RefSeq and is a predicted model, not a curated record. The annotation marks the transcript as partial.
AUGUCCAAGUCGAUAAGUUUCGAUGUCCUCGGGACCUGCUUCUCCUUCGAAGGCGCCAUAACCGCCAUCGAAUCCCGCCUCGGUCCGCACCUCUCCCGGGCCAACGUCGACGCCAGGACGCUCUGUUUCCAAUGGUUCUUCGCCGCCCAGCGGGACUUCACCUACGUGUCCAUGGCCGGGGCGUACACGCCGAUCGCGCGGAUCCUGCAGCAGACGUUCAGGCGCGCCUGCUACGUCGUGGACCUCCCGCAGGGGUGCGUGGGCGACGACGACGUCGCGGCCGUCAUGGCCGAAGUCGCCCGCUUGAAGCCCCGGCCAGGCCUCAAGGGUUGCUACGACGGCCUCCGGGCCGACGGGUGGGACGUCUAUGGCGUGACGAAUGGUGGGAAGCAGGCGAGUCUGGAGUAUUACCGUCUGGCGGACGUCGAGCUCGACGACGAGCAUCUCCUGAGCUGUGAUGAGAUCCAGGUGGCCAAGCCUGACGAGCGGGUCUACGCGAAGGCGAAUGCGUACUUCACGGAGCGCGGGGUGGGUGAAGCGGCGGGGCAGCGGUGGUUUGUGGCGGCGCAUGCGUGGGAUCUGUUGGCGGCGAGGAAGGCGGGUUUCAAGACGGCGUAUCUCACGUUUGAGGAACAUGAUCCGGUGACGGAGGUGUUUGGGACGUUUGAUCUCUAUGCGGAUAGCAUGGAUGAAUUACUCGAGAAACUCAGG